Molecule: messenger RNA, 2799 nt
Organism: Cyclopterus lumpus (lumpfish)
Lineage: Eukaryota; Metazoa; Chordata; Actinopteri; Perciformes; Cyclopteridae
Product: protein Wnt-2b-A
Exons: 7
Coding region: 635-1819 (394 amino acids)
Biological process (GO): multicellular organism development; cell fate commitment; canonical Wnt signaling pathway
Cellular component (GO): extracellular region
Molecular function (GO): frizzled binding; cytokine activity
Source: RefSeq, a predicted model, not a curated record
CACAAAGAGGGAGCAAGGAAACACUGUGCUUUCAAAAUGACCAGCGUCUAUAAAGGAGUCAUUCAAGGACAACGAGAAAUUUCAGAGAUUUGAUAAUGGAUGACAGCCCGCUAAAAAGCCUGAAGACAACCUUAAGAUGCACACUCAUGGGAAAAAAGCUCUGAGUCUGUCCACAGCGCACUGAUAAAGGAGAGGUCCAGCGUAAGCAUCCCAGCACACAGUCACAAAGUCGACAGAACUGCUGCGAGUCUCGCAACUCCCAACCUUUGGCUCCAGCUGUGAUUCGGAUCCUAUUUCUGCCUCUGAACUAAGCACACACUCAAGGAUACGUGCUGGGGACCUGACUGGAGAGGUGAACAAAACGACACUUGUUGCUCGUCUGGUCAGGUAAACCUCCUGUCGCAGCCAGAGGUGCUCAGUGGAGUCGGGUGCGCACAUGGCACCCAAAACGCGCUCCUCACACUCCUGACAGUCGCGCUAUUAAUAUGGAGCUACACACUGGAUAAGGAGGCCUACCUUCUGAAUGGGUGCUUAACCUACUUCACACCAAACCUUGUCUGUUAAAGCCGCCCCCCCCCCCUCCUCAAAUCUUAUAUUUUUGGGAACUUUUCGUGGGUAAAGAAAGCGUCGAGUCAUGUUGGGUUUAAACAGGAUUCUGAGCCUCCGGGCUGCCCGGAUUCGGAGCUGUGGUUCACCGGGAGUCAAACUCUCACACCGGCCCUCUUCAUGCCAAACCCCCGGUGCCAGUUCGAGGAUGUACUGCGCGUGUCUGUUCCUGCUGCUGGUGACGCCUCGGGUGGACUCUUCAUGGUGGUACAUUGGUGCGCUGGGGGCUCGUGUGAUCUGCGACAACAUCCCAGGCUUGGUGAAUAAGCAGCGGCAACUCUGUCAGCGCCACCCAGACAUUAUGCAGGCCAUCGGCGAGGGCACCAAAGAGUGGAUCAGAGAGUGCCAACACCAAUUCAGACACCACCGCUGGAACUGUAGCACACUGGACCGUGACCACACUGUGUUCGGACGUGUCUUGCUACGGAGUAAGUCAAUGGGCAGUCGUGAAGCAGCAUUCGUCUACGCCAUCUCCUCAGCAGGAGUGGUGUAUGCGCUUACUCGCGCCUGCAGCCAGGGGGAGCUGAAAAUGUGUAACUGUGACCCGCACAAGCGGGGACGGGCUAGCGAUGAGAGAGGAGAGUUUGACUGGGGUGGCUGUAGUGAUAACAUCAACUAUGGGAUAAAGUUUGCCAAAGCCUUCAUAGAUGCCAAAGAGAGGACAGUCCGAGAUGCACGGGCACUCAUGAACCUACAUAACAACCGCUGUGGCAGAACAGCAGUGAAGCGGUUCAUGAAGCUGGAGUGUAAAUGCCAUGGUGUGAGCGGCUCUUGCACACUGCGGACAUGUUGGAUGGCCAUGUCAGACUUCAGGAAGACCGGUGACUACCUGAGGAGGAAAUACAACGGGGCCAUCGAGGUGACGAUGAAUCAGGAUGGGACAGGCUUCGCCGUAGCUAACAAAGCCUUCAGGAAGGCCACCAAGAACGACCUGGUCUACUUUGAGAACUCUCCGGAUUACUGCCUACAAGACAAAACAGCAGGCUCCCUGGGCACGGCUGGGCGGGUCUGCAAUAAGACAUCACGCGGCACGGAUGGCUGUGAGGUCAUGUGCUGUGGGCGUGGCUACGACACCACGAGAGUCAAGCAAAUCACUAAGUGCGAGUGCAAGUUCAAAUGGUGCUGCGCCGUGGAGUGUAAGGACUGUGAGGAAGCUGUGGACAUACACACGUGCAAAGCUCCCAAGCGAGCUGAAUGGUUGGAUCAGACCUGAGGACGCGCCCCCUCUGCCCCCUCUAAUGCAAACCCACCCCUUUCCCCUUUUCGGGACAUCCUGUGGAACAUGGCCUUCUGGGAAAGUUUGUCCGAAAGUGCUCUGCAUCUCUGCCCUCCCCUGCCCCAACCUCGGUUCAUCAUUGCAUGGCUUUUCUAGCUGUCUUUGUGAAUGCACUAUAGUUCAGUACCCAUCAAUAUGAAUUAACACCCAUUAGCCCCUUUUUGUGAAUGGCCCUGUGACUGAACUGCUGGGAUCAUAUGAACGGUGAAACCAGUGAACACUUUGGGGUUACGGUGGAUUGGACUUGUAUGGAAGAUUUAGUCCAGAAGGCCUUUUUUUCUAGCGAGUGGUACUGGGUUAAAAUGGUUUGUUGCUUUCCUGAUGCUUUAAAGACCCGUUUUUACAUUAACUGAGCCUCAAAACGUAUCCAGUAUUAUUACAACAUCAUAUACUCACAUUAUGUUCUUUUUUUGGGAGGAAAAUAAACUUUUAUCCACCAAAUACUCGGUUGGACUUUGGGAAGUAGCUUGACAAGUGCACUUUGAGAAGUGGACAUCGAAGCAUACGUUUGGCCCUGUGUGGCCCAACAGAAGUCCAGGCAGAGGACUACCAGAGGACAGGAAGAUGGACACUAGAUGAAUAAAUGGACAGAUGCAUCAUUGGGACUUUGAAUGCAACUGUAAAAAAAAAAAAAGACAAAAAAGCUGUUAAAGUGAUUUAUUUAAAAUGUAAAGUGUUGUUUCAUUUCUCAUCUGCGGAUGAGACUGCACUACAUUGGCUGACACGAGGAAAGCGAAGAGCACUCCAAUUAUUAUGAUUAUACAGUGUACUCUAGUUUUCAGUGUGUAAAAUGACAAACUGCCACCACAACAUCAGACAAAUUUCACGUCUCUGCUCUCCAGCUUGCUUGUAUAACAUUGUGUAUAUUGCCUUAUCAAAACAGAUGUUCAUAUGAAAUAUAUGGUGCAUUACUAUGA